AUGGACGGAACCGGGCCUCCAAUCACAAGAGAACACGAUGACGUUGCUAGGAGCCCGUUGAGUUCUAUGAGACACAAGAGGCCUCUAUCUUCCUUACUUCCCAACUCCGGCGCACCGAGCUCUAGUGCAAGUCCCAACAAGGCGCAUCACCCUUCUGUCCAGGGGACUGGGGGAGAUACAAGUGUGGUUAACAUCACACCCACAUCCCUUCAAGGAGGGUUAGCAGAAGCACCAAAUACAACGGCAGCAGCAACAAACACAGCAAGCCCGUCGACAACAACUCCUUGGGAUUUAUCUCUUCGCGAAGGUCUGGACUUUUGUAGAGAUGGAGACGCUCUUCUCCGACAGAUUUAUCAGCGCAUAGAGGCGACAUGUCAGCAGCUGGUUGAUGCUGCUCUUCUCCCCAGCAGCAGCAGCAGUGCGAGCAGUGGCGACAAAGGUGAUGAGACGACGCCUGCUUCCGGUUCCUCUGGGGUAGGCAAAGGGGAAGCCAAGCUAAUGGAGCAUCAAAAUUUACUUAAGGAGGAAAUAGAUGAUUGUCUAGCUCAAAUUCAGGAGCUGCGUCGCUUGCUCCUAUCUACCUUGUCGCUCAUCAAGUCUAAUCCUAUUUUUAAGGACACUGCAAAAGAGGCAGACGGGGGCCCGCGCGGGGAGGCAGUGAUGAAAGCGAUGAAGCUCUUUAGGCUUGACUCUACAGCAGGCGAAAUACUCCCAUACUUGAAACACUUACAAAACUCCCUCAAGGAGUUGCAGCAGCAAGAGGAACAGACGGCUGAAAAAACAGAAGAAGUGAAGCAAAGAAUCAACUUAAAGCUAAAGGAAGUUGAAUCCGUUAAGUUUUGUUUGGAAAAGACUAAAGAUGAAUUCCGCCAGGCUCGACUUGAUUUGACAAGAGAAGAAUUGGAGAAGAUACCAGCAAAGGAGAGACUGCAACUCCUUGAAACCAAGCGAGAGAAUCUUGACAGGGAAUUGAGAAGCCUCGCUGCAUUCUCUCCCCUCUUUAUUGUUGAAAGAGCGGCUAAGUAUAUCACCCUUCAGUACAGGCCUGAUGGCUCGUCUAUCGACUAUGAAAUAUCUAUAGAAGGCCUCGACUUGUCUUUUGCACAAGGGAGUAGUCGUUUAUCGCGCUUCUUUUCUGUUCAUAUCCAGCCGCCAAACGACCGCGUUCGUCGGCUGCUCGAGAGCGGAAUAGGCGAACUUCUGCAGAAGCUGUCGAGUCAACAGCAUCCUAACCAAGGGCGAGAACAUGCUAAAGGAAGACAGACAGGUGAUGGGGGUGUUGAAGCUGCGGGCGAUAAAGUGGUUGAGUAUAUCGCAGCAAUCCUCAUAAAGACUCUGAGCGCAUCGUUUACAACGCCCAGCACCGCGCCGCGUUAUUUACCGCUUGUCCGUGCCAGCCCCUCACUGGCAGCAAUUCAAACCAACUAG
Eimeria maxima is the source of this 1428-nucleotide messenger RNA. Its product is annotated as non-muscle myosin heavy chain, putative. The transcript has 8 exons. NCBI's taxonomy places the organism in Eukaryota, Apicomplexa, Conoidasida, Eucoccidiorida, Eimeriidae. The record is from RefSeq and is a predicted model, not a curated record. Bases 1 to 1428 code for a protein of 475 amino acids.